Megalobrama amblycephala (Wuchang bream) is the source of this 3869-nucleotide messenger RNA. RefSeq names its product internexin neuronal intermediate filament protein, alpha b (gene inab). The record is from RefSeq and is a predicted model, not a curated record. Gene Ontology annotation, molecular function: structural constituent of postsynaptic intermediate filament cytoskeleton. Lineage: Eukaryota; Metazoa; Chordata; Actinopteri; Cypriniformes; Xenocyprididae. The transcript has 3 exons. Gene Ontology annotation, cellular component: postsynaptic intermediate filament cytoskeleton; cytoplasm; intermediate filament. Gene Ontology annotation, biological process: intermediate filament organization. Bases 296 to 1708 code for a protein of 470 amino acids.
GCUGACAUCAGCACUGCGCCAAAACGGACAGUUCCAUCCGCUCGCUGCUGCCGAUCUGAGUUUCAGUGAAGGACUGGGCAGAACACGGGAAAAAAAGCACUCUUUGCGCCUUUAAAAGUCAAAAAUAACGUAUAAAUCAGCUAAUUUGUCGUAUUUCUUCGGGGUGUGUCCAUCAGAAACAUCUGCAGUAAGGAAGGUUGAAUGCAAAGAGCAGCACGGGUAAAUUAUUGAUUGGGACGGUCCUGCUAUAAAAGGAGACGCCGCCUGGGUUCUGCUCUUGUCUUCAAACGCCAAGAUGAGCUACGGAUCCGACAUCUACACUGCUUCUUCCUACCGGAAGAUCUUCGGGGACUCCACCCGCUUCUCAGCCUCUCCAUCCCGGCUGGGCAGCUCCCGGAGCGGGUUUAAAUCCCAGUCCGUGACCCGCACCAACACCCCAAGCUCCUACAAGCGCUCCACCCGAUCUGCAUUUCCAUCUUUGUCUCUGGAAAGCUUCGACUUCACCCAGAGCACAGCAGUUAAUAAUGAGUUCAAAAUCAUCCGUACCAACGAGAAGGAGCAGAUGCAAGGGCUCAAUGACCGUUUCGCGAUGUUCAUUGAUAAAGUUCGCAAUUUGGAGCAGCACAACAAAGUGUUGGAAGCCGAACUCGUGACCCUGCGCCAGCGCCAGACAGAACCGUCCCGUUUGGCUGAACUCUACCAGCAGGAGAUCCGGGAACUGCGGUCCCAACUCGAGGAACUCAACGCAGAGAAGAAUCAGAUAAUGUUCGAGCGCGACAACAUUGAGGAUGAGUUUCAGAAACUCCAGGAGAAGUUCGAGGAGGAGAUGAGAAUGCGCGAGGAAGCUGAGCAAACGCUUAGAGCUUUCAAGAAGGACGUGGACAACGCCACCAUGGUGCGCCUAGACCUGGAGAAAAAGGUCGAAUCCCUUCUGGAUGAGAUCAACUUCACGAGAAAGUUGCACGAGGAAGAGGUGGCUGAACUCAUGAGCAUGAUCCAGGCUGCCCAGGUGUCCGUUGAGAUGGAAGUGGCUAAACCCGACCUUACCUCAGCUCUCAAGGAGAUUCGCGGUCAGUACGAGAUGAUUGCGAGUAAGAACUUGCAGUCUGCUGAAGAGUGGUACAAGUCCAAGUUCGCCGAUCUCAGCGAUCAGGCCAACAAGAGCCAGGAGGUCAUUCGCGCCAGUAGGGAAGAGCUCAACGAAUUCAGGAGGCAGCUGCAGUCCAAGACCAUUGAAAUCGAGAGUUUAAAGGGAACCAACGAAUCACUGGAAAGGCAGCUUCAUGAGAUGGAGGAAAGGAACAACGCUGAGAUCAUGGGUUACCAGGAUACAAUUGGGCAGCUGGAGAAUGAGCUGAGGACCACUAAGAACGAGAUGGCCCGUCACCUUAGGGAGUAUCAAGACUUGCUGAAUGUCAAGAUGGCGCUUGACAUAGAAAUUGCUGCUUACAGGAAAUUGUUGGAAGGGGAGGAGACACGUAUUAGCACUGGGAUCAACUACCCCACCCCUAGCUCGAUGUCCAGCUACAGCUACCAGUCCCGUAUGUACAGCAGCUCUAGCGUGAGUGGAAAGAAAGAAAGCAAGGAUGAUGAUGACAAACAUCAGCAGAGCAGCAAAUCCGUCAAAGGCUCCUCCCAGUCUGAAGAGUCCAAGAAGGGUGACAAGAUCGACUCUGGAGACGUGAAUCCCACCAACCAGAAAAACUAAAUGUUUCACCCCUCUUACUUUCAUCCUCUCCUCCCUCUGCCUUCUCCAUUACUCUAUUUCCUUUUCCCAAUUAAAUUCCCUUCCACAAAGGGGGUCUCAGAGAGGAAUUUAAUGUAUUUCAACUUAUUCUCCACUAAUUAACCUCCCACUCAGUCACAGGGCAGCAGUCCUUCUGUAGCAAACCACUAACUACUCAAGACACCCGAGGUGUCACAUUGAUCGAUGCAUAUAUUUCCAGAGUCAUGUCGCCCAUUAACUGCACUAUAAUAAGCUUCUCUCAGCACAUUCGUUAAGGUAAUGUUUAAGUGUUUAGCUUUGGUGAAGGUGGUUUUUCCAAAAGCCAGCACAAAACUUGACUUGCAAUAAUGUUUUCUGUCUUAUAAAGUAAGCUGAAUGCAAUGACAAAGCAAUUAUUGUUGCCAGCCUUUGUAACGUCUGCAUCUGUUUCUUGACUCCAGUUAACCUUUAUGGCAUGCUCAAACAUUCCUGAAAAAAAAACAACUCAGAACUAGAUAUACAUAGUUUCAAAAAAACUAAACUCAGCCAAAUUCCUCUCCAAGACUGCUCUUGAUUCCUUUUUAAGCAUCUUCUUCCAACACCCACCCACUUGCCCUUUAAAAAUGACAAGGAUUUGAGCCUAAUAGCAAGUACUCACUGCAUGAGGUGUGUGUGCAGUUUGCAUGGUGACUGUAUGUAGGUCCAAUAGCAGUUUACCAAUACUUUCAUAGCAGCGUGCCUGCCAUCCCUCUCAGUACUUAAAGGCUGCAUUAAUUCACCAGCCAAUGCAAGACUGGGAAUGAGAAUGUUACACAAUACUGCUGAAGCCUUUCACAUGCUGCUAAAUGCCUGUGAUCAAUACAAAUUUUGACAAAUACUGUAUCAAGCCAGGGCACUUAAAUGUAUGUAAACAGCAUCUCAUCCAUAUCAACUGUCAGAACAAAAGGGAAAGGUUAGAAUGAUUGGGAAAAUAGGGAGAUGUGUAUUUUAAAAAGAAAGUGUGAGUUUGAAUGAGAAACAAGAAAUGGAGUUUUUGAGACAGUUUUAAGUUCAGUGUACCCUGCCGUUUCUGAGUUUGUGUAGAAUUGGUUGUGUUUGGGCAGAUAAAACUGUUAAGAAAACUAGAAGUUACAUAAGAAUAUACAUAAACAUCUCAACAUUCUCCUUGUAUACUUAUGGAUACCCGAAGCACAUUGACAGUGUGGAAACACAGUCACUAACACAACUUAUCACAAUGUGUCUCAAACACCUAAACUUCAUACUUGAAUCCAGUUGUAUACACUCAGUGUACUCUCAUGCAAAGAAGCCACUGUCAUAGUGAACCUCUAUAAACCAUGGGUCAACAAUGAAUCCCUUUGGUAAACAUAAUAUAUUAGAUGUAAAUGCUAGUGAAAUAUCCUCAUAAACGUCUGCUACACUGCCAGAUUUUUAUACCACUUGCCUCUUGCCUCUAUGUCAUGGCUUUAUUAAGCCUGACUUGCUGCACUCUUUCAAAGUAUAGUUUGAACGGAUUGAUAUAGUUGGACUUAGCUUACUUUAAGAACUGUAUUAUAGGAAGCAAGUAAAUGGAUUUCUUUCUCUGUCGGAAUUAAUUUUUCCGAUAAACACUGUGACAUUGGCAUGCUUAGCUGCGAGGGAAUGUCAGGCAAAUCUGGAAAUUUGUCUUUCUAUUCUUACAGAUGCUCCUUAACUAGACUGAUAACGCAAAAAUCUGCAUCCAAUCUGAACGUGAAUUGCUCCAUUACUUUUGGGAGGGUCAAAGGUGAUAGCAGAAAGCGUAGCGACAAUGCAGUUUGAAGAAGGAGAAUUUCAAACUUGCACUGCCAAACUUUUGUAAUGCAUGUGCAAUCAACAUUCCUCCAUAAAGGCAACCCACUUUUACACCAAUACAUAACAAUCCAUCUAAAAUGCUACUGUUUAUGUAUGAAUGCUCUAGGUUAUAAAAAUGCCUUAAGCCACCAGCAGCUUUCUGAAUCUGGCAGAGUGUGCAUUAAUAUUUUCUUUCUGCUAAGAAUGUGACCUUGUUUGCUAUUUAGUGUGUAGGGGCCACUGUGUACUGGAUGACUGAAAACUUUAGGAGCUGAAUGUAGUUGAUGUCUCUAUUUAAUCAUUAUCUACUGCUGUAUGGCACAUGACCAAUAAAGACUUGACAUUAUGAAGCCCA